Messenger RNA from Ylistrum balloti, 3833 nucleotides. RefSeq names its product integrator complex subunit 2-like. Gene Ontology annotation, biological process: snRNA 3'-end processing. The record is from RefSeq and is a predicted model, not a curated record. Lineage: Eukaryota; Metazoa; Mollusca; Bivalvia; Pectinida; Pectinidae. The transcript is spliced from 22 exons. Gene Ontology annotation, cellular component: integrator complex. Bases 17 to 3445 code for a protein of 1142 amino acids.
CAAUUAUCAGUAGAGCAUGCAGUCCUCUCGGACACCUGUGAAACCUGAAGUAUUUCAGGCGAUGCAGGACGUAAAUAUCAAUGUUUUAAGUCGCUGUACUGAACGCGAACUCAGGCCGGUGUUACCUUGCCUUGUUCGCAUGGCACUUUGCAAACCGCUUGAUGAAAGUUCGACGUGGACUAAGUCUCGAAAAGAAGUUCUCAAAAUUCUCAAUGGAAUAGAAGUGGUCAACAGCAUCGUAGCGCUCCUCUCUAUUGAUUUUAAUGCCCUGGAACAAGAUGUUAUCAAAGAACAACAGCUGAGGUCUAAGUUUGGUGGGAGCCAGACAGAGAGCGUGUUGAUAGCACAACUUCAAAAUGGACCCGCCUUAGAGUUUGAGAGAAGUGACCCAGCCCGCAGAAUACGGUUAUUGUUAAGUGAACUACUGUUUGUUAUGUCACAGAUAAAAGAAACUCGAGCAGAGUUUUAUCAAAAACAGUCUGAGCUGUUUGAAAGUCAUGCCUACUUGGAGGAGCUGUCAGAUGUAUUGUGUAUAGCACAGGCAGAGUUGCCGUCACUACUGCCGGUAGUUGAGGUAUCAGAGGCACUGCUACAUGUUCCAAAUGGAAGCUGGCUUCUGUGUCGACUGAUCAGCAAUGCUCCAGAUUCUUUCAAGGAAGUAUGUGCGAGUCUAGUGGGUCGAGGCGAACGGCAAGAAGAGGAGAGUCUAGGUGGGCGUCGCCGUAUGGAGCUUCUCCUUAGCCUGUGUGCCAUGAAUCCUGGAGAGGCUUUUAACAUUCGUGCUCUGUGUGUUGAGCACUGUACUAUGCCAGGGCUUGCUGUAUCCUUGUCCUUGAAGAUGAGUGACCUCAAAAAGUCUGAUACCAUGACAACCACAGAGAGAACCAAUGAUAUGAUAGCUUUCAUCAGUGGCCUGUUGCUGGGUAACGAUAUACCUGUGAGGAGCUGGUUCUCUCUCUACAUAAAAGCUGGACAGAAGAGAAAGCGUGAGCCAUCAACAUCCUCCCUACACUGUCUCAGACUGUGGCUGCUGGAGCGCCUCAUCUCUAUCCUCCCAGACAAUGGUUCUGCCAUGUCAGAGUCCAGCGUCAUCCAGGCCAGUGCCUUUGUCCGUCUGUACUGCGCUCUGAAGGGCAUGGCCACACUCAGGUUCUCAGAAGAAGAAAUGAAGUUGUUACUGAGACUAGUGACUUCUAGACCGCCACUAACUCCAGCAGGGGCAAGAUUUGUCUCCCUUGGUUUAUGUAUGCUAAUAGCCUGCCCAUACUUACUAGGAAGCCACGAACAGGAAAAACAGGCCAUCGAAUGGAUAAGAUGGUUGAUGGGAGCCGAGAAAGAGUUUGAAAUGGAGGGAACUCAUGACUGUUCCUUUGGAGAGAUGCUGUUUCUUAUAGCAAUUCACUUCCACAACAAUGCAACCCCAGCCAUUGCUGACCUUGUAUGCAACACCCUAGGAAUGAAGAGUGCUGUUAAGGCAAAUGCUUUGGCAAGAAUGAGACAGAUUUUUACUCAAGAGAUUUUCACAGAACAGGUUAUUACAUCCCAUGCUGUGAAGGUUCCAGUCACAACCAACCUUAACGCCAACAUGACAGGCUAUCUUCCAAUCAACAGUGUGUACCAGCUCCUAAGGAGCCGUGCUUUUUCCAAGCACAAGGUCAAUAUUAAGGACUGGAUUUAUCGGCAGAUACGAGUGAGUUCCUGUCCUCUCCAUCCUCUUCUUCCCCUCCUAGUCGAAGUCUAUGUCAACUCCAUAGUGGUCAAGAGUACUAAGACUGACCAUCUUAAUGAGCCGAUGUCCGAUGAGGAUGUGCUAGCUGUUUAUCAGGAAUCUGUAUUCAACACGGGGAGUGAUAAAAUGGACACGGAUGAUAGCAUUAGUGGUGACCGAACAGGAAGUCUUGCACCCCAGCUGUUAAUGUUGUACUAUAUUCUCUUAUACGAGGACACCAUUCUUAACAGCAUGAAAAUAAUUGUGUCAUCGAAUAGAGAAGUGAAGUCAUAUCCGGACACGCUGCUAUCACAGAUCCCCAUCAAUUACUUAUUACAACAGGCACAGAUACAACAACACCAGUAUGCAGGUCUCUUCUCACCCCUCCUCAGGUUAUUGGCCACUCACUACCCUCAUUUGUGUGCUGUUGAAGAUUGGCUUCAGGAAAUCAUGGUACAAGACGGACAACACAGUGAAUGGUCUCCCCUUAGUCCCACAACCUGUACAGUUGAGUCGCUCAAUGCAGCUCUACAAGAAGUGGAAUCUCAUCCAGCAAAGGCUGUGGUUCAACUUCAGGCCUUACUGAGGAAGCCAACAGCUAAUCUGCUGCCAUUCUCUGACACCUUAGUGGGAAGUCUGCCAGUGGUACUUGCCCCAGGUGUUCCAAGGCGUGUCCAGGACAUGGUGAAGACUGCCUGGUUUAAACUGCACACAAUCAGUCCACGCAUGCUGCGUUUGGCAACGGUUAAUGCCAUGACAUCUGGUGAUAGAAAGUUCACUCCGAACAGAUUUACCUACACAGAGAAUGAUAUUACUGUGGAUCCUUUGAUCGUCCUGAGAUGUAGCCCCAAGGUAUUUAGGUGUCCGCCAAUUCUAGAAGUAAUGUUACGGGUCCUGAAUGCUUAUGUCCAGGGAUGUCGUGUCUAUCUACAAAAUCACAUGACUACCAACCCAAUUCUUGACCAUGCCAGUCAUAAUGAGACAGAGCGACGGGACCUAAAAAAUGCCCUCAUUGCAGCACAGGAGAGCGCUGUGGUACAGAUACUACUGGAAUGCUGUCUUUCUCUACCUGAGGAACAGGAAGAUGAAGGUUUACUGAAUAAUCGACGAGAGGUCCAGUGUAUCAUUUGUCCUUUUAUCCAUCAGAUGUUCAUCUCCGACCCAAAUCUAGCAAAGCUUGUACACUUCCAGGGCUACAGUGAUGAGAUUCUACCAGUUGCAGUGGCGGGGAUCCCUUCUAUGCACAUAUGUUUGGACUUUGUGCCUGAACUUCUCAGUCAGCCCCAGAUAGAGAAACAGAUCUUUGCCAUCAAGCUUACAUCACACCUUUGCUGUCACUAUGCAUUGCCAAAGUCUCUGAGUGUGGCCAAGCUUGUGAUGAACGUCAUGUUUACAAUGAUAGAGGUGCUGGAUGGUCAAUAUCGUGCAAAGUUCCUGGUGGAGACAGUUCCAUGUCUGGUGCGAGUGUGCCAGGCAUUCCCACCAUUGUGCGAGGACGCCACCACUCUUUUAGGACAAGUAGGACGUAUUUGUAUAUCUCACCUGACUUCCUCCAGUAAUGUCCUAGGCUCAGAACUUAUAGAUCCUGACAACAAACCAGAUGCUGGCUCCCAGAGUCGGAUAGAUGGCCAUCAGGGCGGGUUGACAGCUCAGUAUCAAAAACUCUAUAAAAUCAUUCAGACCACAUUCUCUGGACUGGUCAGCAAAGCACUGGUCACUCGUAACAUUUAUUCAUGAUGGUCACUCAUUGUCAUCUAAAUGUCAUCACAAUUGUUAUGAAUGUAUUGUUGAAAAAUUGUUGAAAAUAAAUCUCAAAUUUUGAUUUGUUUUAAAUACCACAAAUAAUGCAAAAGUAUCUGAAUUAAUGUGAUAAAUAGAAUCUCAUAUGAGAUUUAUGAUAAUCAUCAUAAAUGUUUCACUUAUAUCUCCUCGAGGCAAAUUACAAUGAAUUAUUCAAAGAACUGGUUUCCUGAAUGUAUUAGGAAUGAAAACAUGUGCUAAAGAGUUCAAUCACUUUUGAAAGACAAUUGUUCAACGGCUCUGAUACCAGUUUUAGUCAUCAUAAAUAGCAGAGCUUUUCACUAAAAUGUUAUGCUGCACACUAAAUGUUUCCAUGAGUUUUGAA